Molecule: messenger RNA, 2808 nt
Organism: Rotaria sordida
Lineage: Eukaryota; Metazoa; Rotifera; Eurotatoria; Philodinida; Philodinidae
Source: the annotation of a GenBank genome assembly
AUGGCAUCAAAUAGUCCAGCUAUUAUGAAAUGUUUCAAUGAAUGUUCUUUAAAAGCUGGAAUUUGGUGCGAUGAGUGCAAUAAAAGUUAUUGUUUGAAAUGUAGUCAUAUUAUUCAUAAAAUACCAACUUUGAGAACACAUGAAAGGAUACCCAUUGAUAAAAGACCAUGGAAACUGAUGCGAUGCAAAAUACAUUCAGAUGAAAAUGAAAAGUACUGGUGUUAUGAAUGUAAGAAAACAGUCUGUCAUAAUUGUCAAAUAGUUGAUCACAACAACCAUAGUGUUAUAGAUAUUAUUGAUAUAGUAGAAGAUAUAGUAGAAAGGUUAAAGAAUGAACUUCAAUGUACACAAUCAUCUUUUGAAGAAACCUUUAAAAAUGUGCAACAAAUGAUCAGUUCAAGUGAACACAUUUAUAAAGAUAAAAUUACUGAAGUGUUUACAUCUAUACGUAUAUUAAUCAAUGAAUCAACUAUUGUUGAAAAAGGAGAACUACUACAAGUGAAUGAGGAAUUGACCAACAACAUUGAAGAAGUAGCUCAAAGUUUGAAACAAUUGAAACCACCCAUCAUAGAUAAAUAUAACAUCGACGGCAUCGAUGAACUAAAAGCAGCUGUUGAUGGUGUUCUCAAGCGUGUUACAAUUUCAGAGAAACAAGAAGAUCCUGUAAAAACAUCAGAAUCCAAUGGAUCAUUAAUGAAUUCUCAACUGUAUGUUAAUCAACUAAUGCCUUAUGAUUAUCUUCAACAAUUUUAUUAUCCUUCAACUAUUUCACAAUCUUCAUGGAUGCCUGUAAACAAUUCACUACCCAUCAGUUUUUCAUCAAUUCCUCUUUUUCAACCACCGAAUGAAAAUAUAAGUGAUUUUGCACAAAUAUUUUCACAAAAUGAUAAUGCUCCAGCAUGCAUACAAAGAAAUAAUAAUUUUUCAUUAAUGUCAACUGAUCAAAUAUCGACAAAUUCUACAACAUCACAAAUACCAACACUAAUAUCUAUUCAAGCAUCAAUACUACCACAACCAUUAUAUGCUAUUUGUGUUUCACAAAAUCCAACACAAAGUCUUCAAACACAAAGUCUUCAAACACAAACACUACAACAUAGAAAAGAAAAUAUUUUUUAUUUUAGAAAACAAAAAAACAAAAAUUGUUCUUCAAUUGCACAAAAUAUGAAACAAUUGAAUUCAUCUGGAUCAUCAGUAUCAAAAGAAAAACGACAGAGAAAACCAUUGACUAUUGUUGAUCCAAUAUCACAUAAACAGAUUGAAAUUUCUACACCAUCGACCAAUACAUUAUUUACAAAUAUAUCAAAUGAAACAUGUUUAAUGGAAUUGACAACUACAAAUUCAGUCAUAUCAAACAAAAAAUUACUAAUUGAUAAAAGUAAAACACAAAUUCAAUUUGAUUCUCAACUAAAAAUGCCUAAUGAAUUAUCAAAUUCUUCCAAGACUAAAACAGAUAAGAAGGAAAACAUAGUAACACAGACUAAACGUCGUAAACGAAAACGGAAACGUUCUCGAAAGUGUCAAUACGAAGAAUCAAUACUUGAAAUCAAUGAAAAAAUUAAUUCACAUCAGCUAAAAUCACAAUCAGCAAGUAUAUUAUUAGAAGAAUGUGUUACACCAUCAAUAACAACAACAACAAUACUAGUAAAUAAUGAUAGUAAUAAACUUAUAGAUAUUCAUGAUAAUUCAACGCCAUUAACAAUAUCAAAACAUCUUUCUAAUCUUAAAAAUGAUAUUAAUCAAGAUGAUCAAAAUAAAAUCGAUGAUAAUAGUAUAACUUUAAGUAAUAUUGAAUCAAUAUUGGAUAAAGUUACAGCACAAACAUAUGAUGAAUUGAAAAAAACAUUGAAAAAAUUAAAUAUUGAUUGUUAUGAAACAUUAGAAAAAAUGGUUAUGCUAUUUUAUUCGAAAGCUGUUGAUGAACUGGCAUCUAGUUUUCUAUAUACAAAUUUAUGUAAACAAUUUGCAAGAAAAACAGUUAUUAAACUAGAUGAUAAUGGUAAAAUAAAGAAAUGUUCUUUUCAUGGAAUAUUAAUAAAACAUUGUGUAAACGAAUUCAAAAAUGUUCAUAGUCAAGAAAUUGAAUUUGAAAAACAAAAUUCUGCAAGUGAUAGUGUAACAGUUGAAAAAAAUUAUACAGAAGAAACAAAAACAUCAGAAGAAGUCAUUAUUAUAGAUAAACAAAGAUACUUAAAAAAUAUUAUUUUUAUGGGUAAACUAUUUAAAUUACGUAUGUUACAUAGUAGUUAUGUAUAUAAAACUACUGCAUAUUUAUUUCGUAAUAAAACUGAUGAAGAGCAUCUCGAAUGUUUAUGGAGUCUUUUGCGUAUGAUUGGUCAAAACCUUGAUGUUGAAAGUGCUGAAAAACCUAAACACAAAUUAUGGUUGAAUAGCUACUAUAGUGACUUAGAUACUAUUGUUAAAGAACGGAAAACAUCAGCUCGUAUUUGUCGAAUGAUUCAAGAUCUUAUUGAAUUAAGACAAGCUGGAUGGGUUGGUCAUUGUGUUGACACUGAAUCAACAACAACUAACAAACUUCAUGAAGAAGAUCUUGAACAAAAACCAGAUAAUAUUGAUAGUGCCUUUAGUGAAAGUAGUCAACAACAGUAUAAUAAUGAAUGUGAUAAUUGUAGUAGUGAAAUUGAACAAAAAUCGAAUAGGAAUGAAAAUGAAGUCGAUAAUUCUUUUAAUGUUGAUAUUUUAACACAAUUACAUUCGAAUGACAAAGAAUAUCAAGAACUACUGGCAAUCAAUUUAGCUGAUCAACAUUUAUGGGAAAAAGAAUUUUUCAUUGAAAACAAACCUAAAUAA